CGGCGUUUUGUAGUUCGCGCGCUCGUGCUAAUGUGCUUUAUCGUCCGCGCGCCCCACUUGCGCGCCAAUAUUCUCUCUUCUUUCGGCUGUAGUGGACCUCAACAUUUCGAGCUGCCUUUCACUGGAACCUUUUGCUGCCUCCGUCUGUGUUUUUCCCCUCGACCCACACCCCCAACUCCUAACGUGACACGAUUGAAUUUCCAGUUUUCAAUGUAGUUGUACGACGUAGAUAGGGAUGCUGCAGUCUCUGCAGCCGUUUUUUCUUGUAACCAACCGAAGCAGCGGCAUGAGCGCCAGCUUGGCUCCCGGCUCCUAGAGUGCCGGUUCGGGCCAAGUCUAGCGAGGCCGCUAUGAACGCCAGCGUCAACAUAGAGAGGAACUCCUGGCGGCUGCCCCCAGACGAGACCGUCCAGGUUGGCGACCGCUCCAAAUCAGCCCAGGUAAAAGAGGAUUUGACGUACUCGGAUGGCGGUCACAAUUGGAGGAGUAUCGUAUUCUCCCUGCUGGUCAUCGGUGUCAUCAUCGCCGGCAUCGUCACGGCUAUUUACUUGCUCGGCUACGUCGAUGAACUUUUGUACUGGAGCGGGCGGCGUCUGACUUUACAGGAAUGCUUGCACGGCGACUUGACCCCCUACAGACUACCCUCUGCGUGGAUAACGCACGACAAAUUCGUCUAUCAGGCGGACGACGGCUCCCUAGCGCUGCUCGACACUUCCAAUAAUACCGUUUCCCUCUUGGUAACCAAUCAUACACUCAGGCAGCUCAAUGUCCAAGGUUAUCAGUGCAGCAAGGACUUGCGUUACGUACUCUUCAAGCAUAAUGUCAAGCCGGUGUUCCGGCACACAUUCACCGCACACUACACGGUUUACGACGUCACGAAUGACCACCACACGCCGCUCCGGCUGCAGGCGUCGCCGCGGAUCCAACAGGCGCAGCUUCAGUACGCCACAUGGCUGGGCAACACGACCACCCUCUUGCUUGUCUCCGACAAUGACGUCUACGUGCGUAGCUCGCCUACCUCGACCGAGGCCACGCGAAUCACCGAUACCGGCGUCCCUGGCGUCGUGUACAAUGCCGUGCCCGACUGGCUCUACCAGGAGGAAAUCCUGCCCAGACCCGAGUGCACCUGGCCCAGCCCCGACGGUUCCCACUUACUAAUCUACAAAACAGAGCAGUGAGUUACGGCGUUGGAGUUUCCUUGGUUCGGUCCCACGAUGAACGCCGAGACAGCGCGCAAGGGUAUGUUUCCACCAGCGAGAUCGGUGAGGUACCCCACUCCGGGAUCCCCGAACCCGGAGGUCGACGUCUGGAUCAUCGACUUUACGAAUAUCACGGUCAGCCACAACAAUGCGACUAACGUUACCAGCUUGAUGCCCAACAAGGUCAAACUGAAACCUCCACCGGUGUUUGACGGCCAGGAGUAUUAUCUGAUCUCGGCGGGCUGGAUCGGGGUGGACUCAGCCCAGGUGGCAGUCGUCUGGAUGACGCGCUCCCAAAACCUCUCGGUCGUCUCGGCCUGCCGCGCACCGAGUUGGGAGUGCGACGAGACCCACACGGAGCGCGCCCCAGAGGGUCAGUGGCUCGACGCCCAGCCCCACCCGGUAUUCGCGCCCGACGGCGACAGUUUUUUAUUGCUGGCGGCCGUCCAGGAAGGCGACCAGGAGCACUUUACCCACAUAAAGCACGUCACGCUCACCCAGCAGAGGAUAGCCGUGCUCUCACACGGACAGUACGAGGUCAGCGAGAUUUUGGCUUGGGAUACGAGGUCUCACCUGGUCUUUUAUUUGGCAACGAAGGAGCGAAGUCCCGGCCAGAAGCACCUCUACGUGGUCAAGGAUCCCAUUGCCGACGACCCCAGGCGACUGGAGCCCGUGUGCAUCACCUGCGACAUUGGCAACAUUGACAACGGAUGGCAAUACUACGAGAACUGCACGCACUUUGGAGCUUCGGUGAAUCCACCGUUGCAUCAUCAUCAUCAUCAUCAUGAUCGCAACGAGGUCACAAAGGAGGACGAGGAAUUGGGGUACUACGUGUUGUACUGCGAGGGACCGGGACUGCCCCUGGCCGCCCUCCACUCGAUGCGCAGCCACAAAAUCGUCCGGCUGCUCUACGACACGAGAAUCCAGCGGGCCGAUCUCAUGUCCGAGCUCGCCCUGCCCAAACGACAGAAUUUCGAGGUGCCACUGCCCCAGGGCUGGCGGGCGCAGGUUCAAUUGUUACUGCCGCCCUCGUGGCGCGAGGAACUACGCGACGCCGCUUUUCCGGUCCUCGUCGAGGUUAACGGCCGGCCGGGCAGCGCCGCGGUCACCGAGCAGUUUCGCAUAGAUUGGGGCACGUACAUGUCCAGCCACAACGACGUCGUCUACGUAAGACUGGACGUGCGAGGCUCGCGGGGCCAGGGCAAGCGCGCCCUUUACCGGCGCAUCGGCGGCGUCGAGGUUCAGGACCAGAUGACGGUACUGCGCCACCUCUUCGACACCCUCAAGUACCUCGACGAGUCGCGCGUCGGCGUUUGGGGCUGGGGCUACGGUGGCUACGUCACCUCCAUGGUCCUUGGCAGCCAGCAGAACAUCUUCAAGUGCGGCAUCGCCGUCAAUCCCAUAGCCGACUGGCUCUACUACAAUUCGGCGUUUACGGAACGGGUGCUGGGCCCGCCAGCGGAGAAUUACAAGGGCUACGUCGAGGCUGACCUGACGCAACGAGCUAGCCUCGUGCCAAGCCACAGCUUGUUCCUGCUGCACGGCAUGGCGGAUCUCACGGCGCCUUACACUCACGGCAUGGUCUUUGCCAAGUCGCUCGCCGAAGCGGGCAUAAUAUUCCGAUAUCAGAGCUACGCGAACGAAGGCCACGCCUUGACCGGUGUGCUCGAGCACGCUUACAAUUCCAUGGAGGACUUUCUUGCCGAGUGCCUCGCCCUGGACGCCUCCUAGUGCCUCAAAAUGACGACGACGCCGAUGAAUAACUACUACUACUGCUACUACAUCCCUCGAACACCUCUUCUACCUUAUUAUAUUUAUUACUUAUCAUCGUUACAGUUGUAGCUUUUUUUUCUUUUUUUUUCUUCUCACACGCCAUCUACUUUUUCUCACUCUCGCUAAUAUAUAUAUAUCUAGCUGCAGCAAUUGCGCGAGCGCGUGAUUUUUUUUUUCCUCAACAGGUGCCCCGUUGUUUUUGUCAUGAGAACCGCGAAAACUGUAGUA
This is a messenger RNA of Copidosoma floridanum, 3200 nucleotides long. Its product is annotated as inactive dipeptidyl peptidase 10. Gene Ontology annotation, cellular component: plasma membrane. Gene Ontology annotation, molecular function: dipeptidyl-peptidase activity; serine-type peptidase activity. NCBI's taxonomy places the organism in Eukaryota, Metazoa, Arthropoda, Insecta, Hymenoptera, Encyrtidae. The record is from RefSeq and is a predicted model, not a curated record. Gene Ontology annotation, biological process: proteolysis.